Messenger RNA from Dermacentor albipictus, 1330 nucleotides. Its product is annotated as beta-1,4-N-acetylgalactosaminyltransferase bre-4-like. Gene Ontology annotation, molecular function: galactosyltransferase activity. Gene Ontology annotation, cellular component: Golgi apparatus. NCBI's taxonomy places the organism in Eukaryota, Metazoa, Arthropoda, Arachnida, Ixodida, Ixodidae. Gene Ontology annotation, biological process: carbohydrate metabolic process. The record is from RefSeq and is a predicted model, not a curated record.
GGGCACGUGCUUUCACGCCCACGUGACGAAGAAGAAGACGUCAAGAAGAGUGCGCUCUAGAACGAAAGCAGCCACUCCAAAGAACAAGAAAUUGCGAAGCUCGUAUCCAGAUGUUUAUGUCCAGGCACCUGUCGCUGGUGUUCAAGACUGCAGAGAAUAUGGGCGGCGUAAGGAGCUUAGCGUCCCGCGUGCUUGGCGUCGGCGUGAUCCAGCUGCUGAUCGCAUGCGUCGGUGCAGCCCCGGCAGUCGGCGAUGCCGUCGCGUUCGGCAACGCGGUCACUGCACGACAGAGCCACAACGUCGUCGAGCCCUCCGUUGGCCAGCGGCAUGCGACACUCGCACGCAGGGAGCAGGCCGCACCUCGUUCCGAGUUCUGUUCGGUGGACUGGGGACAAGGCGGCGACAUGCUGAAGAUCCAGAGGACGGGCCCACCGCUCGAGGAGCUGGAGAAAGCGAUGCCGCAUCUGAAGCCCGGCGGCCGCUGGUUCCCGACCCACUGCAAGGCCAGGCAGCGUGUGGCUCUCGUGGUGCCUUACCGGGACAGGCUGGACAACCUGCGAGCCUUCCUGCAGCACAUGCACCCGUUCCUGCAGAGGCAGCAGCUCGACUACGCCAUCUACCUUGUGGAGCAGAACGGCAUGGGAGACUUCAACCGCGCAAAGCUGCUCAACGUGGGCUACGAGAUAGCCAAGGCGAUGGACGACUACGAUUGCUUCAUCUUCCAUGACGUCGACCUGCUGCCGGAGAACAAGCGCAACGAGUACGCCUGCAAGCACGGAGGCCCGCUCCACAUGACCACCUGCCUCGACUACCAGAAAUACAAGCCGUUCUACGAGACCAUCUUUGGAGGCGCGUGCGCCCUGCGCAGCGACCACAUGGAGAAGGUCAACGGCUUCUCAAACGUGUUCUGGGGAUGGGGUGGCGAGGACGACGACAUGUCCAUCAGGCUGCGGUUCAGUGGCUUCAACAUUGUGCGUAAUAACUGCACUGUUGGCCGGUACACCGCGCUCAGACAUGGCACCCAGCGAGCAAAUCCCAGACGGAUGAGACUGAUCAGACGGUCCUUUUUUCGCAUCUACAAGGAUGGCCUGAACACACUCAAGUACAGGGUGCAUGACAUAGUCUUCAAAAAGCUAUUCACCCACAUCAAAGUGGAUCUGUUUCAGAAAAUAUUCACCCGGCCAACUGAAUGAUUGCGCUUUUCACCUGUGUUGCGAGCACACUGCUUAUGCAAGGAUUCUUGAACUGGUGCAUUUUGCACAAAUUUUAUGUGCAAAUGACCUUUUCUUUCACCAUUGCUAUUUACUAUUAAACAUAUAGUUUUCGAUAA